AUGGCUGCAACAACUGCAAGCAUGCACAAUGCUCUUACUCAAAUAAAAAAUCGUUCAAGAAUUGUAAUAGCCAAUAUAGAUAAUAUUGCAACAAGAAGAGAUUUUUUGUUGGCAAUAACUGAUACUGGAAUAUCUCAAAGUAAUGAAUAUGUAUUUAUAUUUGCACAAUUAAGAAGUCUUGGAAUGUUACAACAAAGUAAAAAUCUUGUUUUGUUUGAUGAUUUUUGGAAAGUAACAACCGGAGUUGAUGAUGGACGUGAUGGAGAUGCUUUGAAAGCAGCAAGAAGGACAAUUAUUGUUGACUUAGAAAAUCAGUCAAACUCUCAAAUUGAUAUUUUCAAUGCUAAAGUAGUUGGUGAAUUUGGAAAGCCUCCCUUUAAUUGUGUAAAUGAAUGUAUGGGUGGACCUAAUGACCAAAUUCCAGCUUCGUAUGCUCGAAGUUUACAUGACACAACAUAUGCUUAUUUAAGGGCAUUAAAUAAAACAACAGAAAAGUUUGGUUAUCUAACAAAAGAUUUGGCAAGAAAUGGAACUUUAAUUAAUAAUAUGAGUAAAGGGGAAUUUCAAGGUAAAGAACGAGUUUAG
Molecule: messenger RNA, 585 nt
Organism: Meloidogyne enterolobii
Lineage: Eukaryota; Metazoa; Nematoda; Chromadorea; Rhabditida; Meloidogynidae
Source: the annotation of a GenBank genome assembly